AUGAAAAUGGACAUAUACGAGCCAUUUCAGCAAGUUGGCAUGUGGGGUGACAGCUUUAAAGUUGAUGGUGGCCUAAAUUCAAUUGCUUCCCCAAUGUUAAUGGUUGACACUACUGUGGAGAACAAGUCCGAAUAUAUUCCUCAAGAAUCAAGAGAGGUUUCUGGAGCCGAUCAAGAGACCACAAAUAAAGAUGUUAUUAAGAUGAGAAGACGUCUAGCACAGAAUAGAGAGGCUGCUCGGAAAAGUAGGCUAAGGAAAAAGGCGUAUGUAAAACAAUUGGAAUCAAGCCGUACGAAGCUCCUGCAACUGGAGCUGGAAAUUGGGAAAGCAAGAAAGCAGAGUCUGUACAUGGGGACUGCAUUAGAUGGCAGCUAUAUAGGAUCAACAUCAGAAACAAUCAACCCAGGGAUUGUUGCUUUUGAAAUUGAAUAUGGACAAUGGGUUGAAGAGCAACAAAGGCGGAAUGAAGAGCUGAGACAUGCCUUUCAAACGCAAGCACCUGAUGUUCAGCUCAAUGUAGUGAUUCAGAGUGUCUUAAACCAUUACUCAAAUCUCUUCAGAAUGAAAGCAGAUGCUGCAAAAGCUGAUGUUCUUUAUUUACUCUCUGGUGUGUGGAAAGCAUCAGUGGAGCGCAUCUUCCUUUGGAUUGGAGGGUCCCGUCCAUCACAGCUUCUAAACAUCAUCGUGCCACAACUUGAGCCUUUGACUGAUCAACAAAUUGUUGGUAUUGAAAAACUCUGCCUAUCAUCUCAGCAAGCUGAAGAUGCUCUUUCACAGGGAUUGGAAAAACUUCAGCAGAGUUUGGUCCAUGACAUGGCAGUUGAUCCAUCCGGUGUAGGAAACUUUGGACUUCAGAUGGCUCUUGCUAUGGACAAAUUUGAGGCACUAGAAGGUUUUGUAAACCAGGCAGAUCACCUUAGACAAGAAACUCUGCUUCACAUGUCACGCAUCCUCUCAACUCACCAAGCUGCUCGUGGCUUGCUGGCUCUUGGGGAAUACUUUCACCGUCUUCGCACUCUUUGCUCUCUUUGGUCUUCUCGUCCAUGUGAACUUGCCUAG
Molecule: messenger RNA, 1059 nt
Organism: Sphenostylis stenocarpa
Lineage: Eukaryota; Viridiplantae; Streptophyta; Magnoliopsida; Fabales; Fabaceae
Source: the annotation of a GenBank genome assembly